AGAAGAACAUUUAGACGUGAAGGUGGAAGGACGUGUUUUUAGAGUGCUACAAAAAUCGAGAAAAUGUGUGGGAUUAUAUGAAGUGACCAAACUUUUGAACUGUUUAGAUUGGAAGUGAGAUAAUUACCGAGGUUUCAUCCGCAAGUUGAAUUUAUUAAUCUUGGUGGCAUCACAAGGAAAACAAGAAAAUUGUAUUCAAUUCCUAUCAGUGAGAAUAAACAUGACGUUUCAUGUAUCUACCGCCGUGUCCUUAAUACUAUUGGCUUUUACAGGUAUAUCGUCUGUUACUGCCAUUUACUCUGCCGAAUGUGGGAAGUAUACAUACAUACCCACACUUCAGACAUGUUGUGGGGGUCGUGUGCAUAGCACUCCUGUGGCACUUGGUAUGGAAUUCAGAUGCUGUGGAGAUGAUCUGUACCCUAUGGACAACACCUGGCAAUGUUGCGGCAACAAAAAGAUGGAGUUAAGAGAAGAUGCUGUCUGUUGCAACAACGAAAUCAUCAAUUCCACCACCCAUGAGUGCUGCGGUGAUCAGCAAACAUCUCAACUCCAACAUCCAAAGCAACAAGGACAUGAAUGUUGCGGCACGUCGUACUAUGACAAGGAAAGGCAAACAUGCUGUAGUCAAGAUCGCUAUUCUCCCCUCGUCGCUGACGGAGUCGGCUCGUGCUGUGGGUCACGUACUUACGAUGCCUCCUCCGAGAUCUGCUGCCCUCUACCAACAGGGGGCAUGGAAUCCCACGUCGUUGGAAAGUAUGGUGUGCUGCUUCGAGAGACUGAGUGUUGCGGGGCUGGCUGGAUUAAUAAGACUACCCACAUAUGCUGCCAGGGUGAAGCUCAUCCACGAGGUCACGGCCCUGCAAGUUGCUAUGGCAACCAACCGUAUGACCCGACCAGGCAAGUGGAUUGUGGGGGCAGACUGCACGACAUCCAAGAUGGAAAGACGGAAUGUUGCCAUGGUAAUCUCAUCAACCCGAACGAUGAGCCUUGCUGUAAUGAUCCGGCUCUCCUGCGGAAAUCUCCAUUCUCUUGCUGUGGUUAUAGGUAUGGAAGAGAGAUCUACGACCCUACCCAGUCGUCGUGCGUUGGAGGCAUUAGAACAGAGUACCCGGAGGUCAAAGGUCAAAACGACCUAUGGGGACUGUGUGAUGGGUCUAGGUAUGCCAGCACACUCCUCAUCUGCUGUGGUGGGCACCUGUCAUCCAAAUUUGAUGAUUCUCGCUGCUGUGGUUCAAAAUCCUACAGAUACAAAGAGCAAUUCUGUAUCGAUGGAAGCAUCGUUGUGGAUAAAAUAGCCUCAAAUGCGGAAAUCUGUACCACCUCUGGCCAGGAGAUGGAUCUUCAGUACGAUCCAGAGACACAGACCUGCUGCAGGGAAUCUUGGGAGUCCCAGUAUUGGAGGGUCUUCAACAGUACAGAGGGGGAGUGCUGCUUACUCUCGCAGACCGAGGUUGUAUUUACUGAUCCGACGUCGGAAACAUGCUGCAAAGCCGGAGAACAUCAGAAGGUACAUCCAGUCCCACGCGGUGAGGGAGAAUGCUGCGGACCAGAGAUGAUUGUCCAAGGAAAGCAACUUUGCGACGACGCAAUGCAAGAAGUGGUUGACAUUCCCGAAAACAGAACCCACGAUAAAGUCUGUGUUCCGUUAGAUCGGGAACAUAAUAACAUACGCCAGACUUAUGACAGCAACAGGGAGUUUUGUUCCGAUAAUGGCGAGAUCAUUCCCAGAGCUGAAGGCAAGGACCUCUGUGGGGGGCAGAUCUAUGACACCGACACACAUGGCUGCUGCGGAUCACGUAUCUACAGGCUCGUCACUCAGCAGUGUUGCGAGUACAGUAUUCAGCCUAGGGUAAAUGAUGAAGGGCUCCCUCUAGAGUGCUGUGGACUACAGGCCUACCAUUCCGUCACAUCCACCUGUUUCUAUGGAACCAUAAAGGAUGGCAUCCCCCACAACAACGCAAGAUUGUGUGGAUCAGAGGUGUACGAUAACAGCCGAUACGACUGCGUUAACGGCAGAGAUCUUGUUCCUCAAGAAGCUGGCCCUCACAUCAGACUAUGUGGCAGGAUGAGAGAGGUCUAUGAUAAGAGAGAUCAGGAAUGCUGUGGAGAACAUCUUAUUGGUCGAGGACAAACCUGUUGCCAUGGCAUCCAAUAUCAAACACCAGGGACAUCAUUGAAAGAAGGCCAGUGCUGUGGAUCAAUUGGUUUUAAUCCCUCAACUCACAGUUGCUGUAUGGGUUCCCUCACCCCUACCAGUGGAAUGGAAGAUCCCGCUUGCUGCCUGGAUCAGGCCUAUGACCGAUCUGUACUGAACAUCACAUGCUGCGGUGGGAAGCUUAGUAGGAAGGCGGAGGAGGAGACGGAAUGCUCGAUGGCCGAUGGAGUGGUUCACAGACUGGAUGAGAUUGUGUGUAAUGGUGUGAGACACCCAGCUGGACAGGGACAGUGCUGCGGAUCCGACCUCUACGACCCGACAACGGAACUGUGCUGUGAUGGGUUCAGAUACGAAGCAGAAGAGAACAGUGUUUGCUGUGGGAAUAAGCCAUACCAGGCUAAUGGGAGUCACUUAUGCUGUAACGGAACCCUCCAUACACAGGCAGAAGGGAAGGAGUGUUGUAACCGUGCUGCCUUCUACCCUUCAACUCACCAGUGCUUCUCAACAGGAGGUCAGAAUAUCAUCAUCCAGCUCCUGGAUGAUCAUACACUAUCUGCUACCAAUGCUUUCUGCAUCGAGGGGUCCUACAACGCGACCAACCAGACCUGCUGCGAUGGCCUCCUCCACAAUGGCCUCAGGGAGUGCUGCAGCAACCGGGUGAUCAAAGCGCCCUCUCAAGAAAUCUGUUGCAACGGUGCCAUCCAUCAGAAGAUAUAUGGUGAGGAAUCCCAGUGCUGUCCAUCUGGUCAGAUCAUGCAUCAAUCGCUAGGGUGCAACCCGUACCAUUCUGACUUUGGUCAUCAGCUUUGUAAUGAUACUGAGUUCUUCCCGCUAACCCAGGGAUGCUGUGCUGGCAUGGUCUAUUCUCUGAGCGAUGCCCAGUGUAGAGAUGACAAGGUCUUCUUUCUUUGUGGUGAAGACUUCUACUCUCCAGAUGAACAGACUUGUUGUAAUGGUUCCCUGACUGAUAUCCCCAAUGGACAAUGCUGUCAGAAUACUGCCUAUGACCCAACAUCCAAGAUCUGUUGCCAAGGUUAUGUGCGACGCAUCCGCAGAGGUAGAAACCAGUGCUGUGGUGCAUUAGCGUUUGACUUCAACAAAGAGAUGUGCUGCGCAUCGGGACCUACCAGAAAACCCCGUACCAAACAAAAACUUCAGAAGUUGGACAACGGUAACUGCUGUAAGCGAGGACUUCAACCAAACUUUACAACAGGAUACUGUGAAGCCAUUCCAUUGGUCUGUAUGGGUCUUGAAGGUGGAAGUUUGUGGAAGGAAGCAUCUGAUGAUUGCGGCAGGGAUUUCACCUUCAGUUUCAUCGCCCGGCAUAUCGACACCAACGACACCCACACCACCAUCGAGCUCGACGUCGUCCACCAUAUCCUACCUCACAACAGCAAUGUCGAGUUAAACACCCUGGUUCUACCAGCGGACACAGAGUGCAGGAAGUUGAAAGAGGGGGAGAAGUACAUAGUCCUCUCGGCAGGAGAUGUAGAAGAUACUUCUCUUUGGCUGACCAAGCAAGAUUUCUUGGGGAACUACCAUACAAGAAUCGUUCAGAGGUUAUUUCGCAGAACCUGUAUUUAAUCUUUACAUUUAUUAUUUUUUUGGAGACUCUAGUAAGUAAACUGUACCAGUUGAAAAAAUUGCGUAUUUCUAUUAUCGAUUUGUUGGUUUUACCGAUGUAGCUCAUUUUGAGCCCAAAAUAUUAAGGAAGGAAGAUGGCAAAAGAAUGAAAAAAAAGAACAAGAGAUUGGUUUUACAUCAGUAGUAAGGAAUCAUGAAUUUCAUGUGCCAGUAUGGAUUGAAGAGAAUUGUUAGGGUCAAGUAAGGUUGUUGAAUUCCAACUAUAUUUGCACAUUAAGCGAGAUAAAGGGUAUAAUAUUUAUGCCCUUAUUUUAAUGUAAAUUGUAUGCCUCAAAGAGGUGUCUGUACAUACUGAAUAUAACUAUUUAUUUCAUUGCGUAAGUUCGUACUUAAUAUUGGAUGUGAAUGGUCUAUUUCUUCUUAUGUUUGCAAUAUAUCUGUGUAAUAUAUGGACCUACAUGUAUAUUGAUUGUCUAGCUACCAAGAAUUAAUUGACACAAAUAUUAGAGAUGGCAACAAUUAUUUGCAUUUCGAAUACGGUAUGUUAAUUACAAGGUCAUUAGGAGCAGGCAGAUAGUGCUAAUUUUGUCUGCAGGAUUGCAACUGCGGGAUACAAUUUGUAUCAAAAUUGUAUUGAAAUAUCUACUUCUUGAAUUCCUUUCACCAUAUUUUUUUACUUGCUUUAUAAUGGUUAUGUUUAGCAUCCAUGAUGCUUUCCGUUGUAUAUUUUGCUGAUAAUUUUAAAUAGGGAUGUAUAUUUUUACUUUUUUUUCAUCUACCAUCAUAAUAAUAUAUUUCAUUUGUAGGGAAUAUGAUAUCUAUUAUUUCAAAACGGGACCAAAUUUUAGUGAGUGAAUAAAUGAGAAUGGUCAAAACCUCAAAGCUUCAGUAUAAUCAUGUGUGUUGCUAAUCUAACAUUUUCCAUUUCUCAGAAGAAAUUAACAGUACCGAUAUACUUAUCAUUAGGAAACUAUCUUUCUAGAUCAAUAUUAGAAAUCCAAUUUCAACAAUUAUCUCCAGAAUGCGAGAGUGUAAUUAUGUAAAUGUAAUUUUCAAGAGUUCUGAACUUUUGAAUGCAAUCAAUCUAUUUUACUAUUCUGAUAUUUUCCUUUUCUCAGAACUUAACAGUACUGUUCUCGUUAGGAAACUAUAUUUCUAGUUUGAUAUUAGAAAUCUGAAUAUUACAUCUAUCUCUAGAAUGCAAGAGUGGAAUUUUGUAAAUGUAAAUUUCAAGAGAUCUGAACCUCUUAUUCAAUGAAAUGCUCAAUAAUGGAAUAAAGCACAAAAUGGAAUGAAUAUCAAUUCACUGGAGAAUACAGGUACUAUUCAAAUGUUGUUAAUACAAAAAAUUCUUGUUGCUACAUUGUAUUCUUUCAUUAUAGAUGACAAUUGACGAGAUUUGUGUGUUGAGGAGUUGUAAAACAAAAAAAUUGUAUUAAAAAUCAUAGUACUAGAAAUUACUAAAAUGUAAGAGAAUACUUUUUUAGGAUUAAUGGCUAUUAGAAGCAGAUUUUAUUUUAUUUUUUUAUUCUGUAACUGUAAUACAUGUGUGAUAGAAUCUAAUGUGUUGUAGGAAUUAUGUAUGAAAUUUACCAAUAGUCCAGGGGGGUGUUUCAUAAAGCUGCUCGUAAAGUUACGAACGACUUGACGCACGACUGGAACAUUUUCUUAGGUCAUAACUCAAUUACAUAAGGAUCACAUAGCACAAGAAAGGAUCACCAGUCGUGAGUACAGUCAUUCGUAUCUUACGAACAGCUUUAUGAAACACACACCAGGAAUACAAAAGAAAGUGACAUUUGUGAACUUAACUUUGCUAUACUAAGUAAUGUAAGUGUAUCAUAUAAUGAAAUGCAAGUUAAUGUUCCAUGUAGGCCUUUUUAUGUAGAUUAAAUGUUGAUUAAUCACGGCCCAGUAGCAUUUACUGGAUAACGUUCAUCAUUGAUGCUAAAGUACUUUCCAUUUUCCUUGCCAAUUAGGGCCCAGACGAGUGUUACAUGAAGCUGUUCGUAAGUUUAGAGAGACUUUAAGAACGACUGGUGAACCUUUCUUGUGGUAAAUGAUAUUGACCAUUACUCAUUGGUGAUUAUUUAGCGCGUAAAUCAGGUCCACCAGUCGUUCUUAAAAGUCGCUCUUAACUUUCAAACACCUCUGUGAAAUGGUCCCCUGUACUAUAAAACUUAGCUAUCGAUAGUAGGGUUGAUUUCUACGAUUGAUUGCAUUGAUUAUUGUGUAUGAUCAAUCGUAAAAACCAGCCCUGCAAUCAGUCGCCGAGCUUUAAAUUGCAGGGCCCUGAAUGCAUUUCUUAAUGUCUACUUAUUUUUGAAAUAUCAUUGACCUUGCAUGAGUUGGUAAGCCGACACUAGUCGGAUAUUGUAACGUGAUAACUUUUGUUAUCUUUUGCCCUGUAACCCAUGUAAAUCUGAUUUUGACCAAAUUGAAUCUAAACCCCUUGCCUCUUGGAAUCGGAUGAUCCCUGUACAAAACCCAUGGGAACUAGAGGAUUUAGUAGUCAAUGGAUUAAAUAAUAAUAACAAUACAUAUGAUUUAUAUGGCGUCUUUUCCAUUUUGAUUAAAUGCUCAAGGCACUUAGAAGAGAGCAAAACAUAAAAGUAAAGAGAAACUAAGAGAAGUACAAGUAAGGUAAAUUACAAAUUAGGAAAAAUGUCUGUCUUCAAACCUAGUACCUGCUGGUGAAAAAAUGUAAUAUGUAAUUCCUUGGCCUAAGAUGUCCUAUGAAGUAUGAUUAAGGUAUCCUAAGAAGUAUGAUUAUUAAGAUAUCCUAUGCAGUAUUAUUAAGAUAUCCUACGAAGUAUGAUCAUUAAGAUAUCCUAUGAAAUAUGAUUAUUAAGAUACCCUAUGGAGACAACCUACCUUGUUUCCCUGAAUAUGUCAUAAUUGAGUUAUUGCCUUUUUCCAAUCAUCACCUUUGAUUCUGUGUAUUCAAAGUAUCAAUAUGCUCAAUGUCAGAAAGCCACUUUGAUGAAAUGUACUCAAGUUCAACAUAAUUGCACCUGAACGUUAAUGAUUGAAUUAAAUGUUGAAAUCAAA
Messenger RNA from Lytechinus pictus (painted urchin), 6787 nucleotides. RefSeq lists its product as uncharacterized. The transcript is spliced from 12 exons. Bases 221 to 3739 code for a protein of 1172 amino acids. Lineage: Eukaryota; Metazoa; Echinodermata; Echinoidea; Temnopleuroida; Toxopneustidae. The record is from RefSeq and is a predicted model, not a curated record.